AUGUCGUUGGAUUCCGUGGCCGAUGAAUACCGGAGGAUUUGUGAGGAAAUAGGAGUCAAACCGGUUGCAAGCUUGGAAGAGGCGCUUGCACGUUCCCCCGAGACCAUUGAUCUCAGCUUGGUUUUCUUUUCAUCGGCACACUUCGAAUCCAUCAUUCAGCUGAUUGAGCGGCGCUUUGAAAUCAAAAAGGUCGAUCUCAGUGGAAUGCAAUUGCCCACUGAGCAGUUGGUCCGUUUCUUUUCCGCACUGAAAGGCAGCUGCGUUAGAAAUCUUGUCCUCCGAAACGUUGUUCUGGAUGUGACAAGUGGAGAAGCAUUAAAGAAAUUAUCUACUGAAUGUGAAGGACUUACUGAUAUGGAUCUUUCUGGAACCAUGCUACCUGAGGUUUUUCAAAUUCCUAUAAUGACGCAAGUGGAAUUGAAUAAAGUUAAUUGUGAAGAGGCUAUGAGUUGUUGGCGCGAUGUAGUUGAACCAGAGGCACCCAAGUCAUGGAGAUGGCGAAUGGAAUCUUGGACUGAAGAGAAUUCGGCAGAAAUCCGUGGUGUCUCAAUGAGGACACAAGAAUGGUCAUCCCUUCAGCAAACCUUGCGCGGUGUGAUGGCUAAUCAUUCUCUUUUUAGCGAUAAGGAAUUUCCACCUGAGGUUGCUAUUAAGGACCCCAAUGUUCUAUGGAUGAGAGUGAGUAGCCUUGAGAAGGACUCGAAAAAACGAGAAACUUCUUGUGUAGGAGGGAAACCUUUGUAUCACUCUGUAAUUAAUGAUACACAGAACUUAUGUUCAGCCCUCAAUAUUGUUCAACAGGUCCAUUAUCUUCGAAAGCAUCUCUGUAUUAGGCGUCUUCCAGAAAUAGGCGUUUUUGCUUUCCGUUUUUUUGUGAACGAUACUUCAGUGGAGGUUGUCAUAGACGACCAAAUCCCUUUGGUAAAUGGUGUUCCCGGCGGUAUUCACCAUGGCUAUGACACUGGAGAUUAUUGGGGAUGCUUGGUGGAAAAAGCUUUCGCUAAACUUCACGGUGGGUAUGAAAACAUAUCCGGUGUGGCAUUUGGUUACGCCCUUUCAAGGCUAACCGGGGGAAUUUGUUUUGAGAUCAACUGGAAAGUUUUGAAAUUGCACUUUACUGAAAUAGAAAUGUUCAGUUUUCUCCGAGGGUUAAUUAAUACGAAGAAAGUUCUUGCAUCUUUAUGUAUUCCGUCUAAUGCAAUGAUAACACAUUCUCUAGAAGAAAAAGGUAUUUGCCCUUAUAUGUCGUAUAUUGUUUCUGCUGCUGAGGCGGUUAGAGAUGAGAACCCAUACCUCUCAUAUGUAGUGCAACUCUCGUGUCCCAAUGAGACAAUGUACAAGGAUGCUCUCCGUAUUUUACACUGUAAUGCAGAUAAUGUUUCUGGAUUACCGAGAUACUGGAUUAGUUUUGAAAACUAUUUAGCUUAUUUUGACAGAACCUGUCUACUACUAUGGCCACAGAGUGAUCCUUUAACUAAUCACAAAUGUGUUGUGGAACAUUUAUGUAACUGUUUUGGGGGUUCAGACAGCACUUCAACUUUUGCAACAAAUCCUUCUUUCCUGCUUGCGAAUCAGGGCAGAACACAGUGUGAGGUUAUGAUUGUGUUGCGGCGGAAAGAAAUUGACGAAAAUGUUUGUAAUGGUUGGAUUCAGAUGCAUAUUUACAAAGGAAUUGGUAGUGAAAUAGAGGCUGAACGAAGAUAUAACAUAUCUUCAAAAAAUAAAUUACUCUCAACAGAAAAAAUGUAUGGUGAUCAAGUUGCGCUUGUUAUUUGUCUGGGUAAGAAUGAAAGACUUCAGCUCACCACAUCAGCGUCUCCAAAAUGUAAAUGCACUUUGACAGCAGCAUCUGUUGAUCCUUUUCAGCUGAUACCACUUCCUUCUCACUAUGAAUGUACAAUUGAAGGCGAAUGGGGAGCAGAUUCCACCAUAAGGCCUGCAUUAAUUUUAAUAAAUAUCAACAAGGAAAAAGUUGAAAAACUAGUGGUGGCCCUUUCACAAAAGCCAGUUGGUAGGCGAACGUUUGGUAUUGGUGUGAAGGUCUUUUCAGGUGAUGCUUCGCGUUUAGGAAAUGAGCAGACCCGUUUAACCACUGAGUAUAGUACGGAUGUCGUAGUGGUGUUUUCUUUGAAAAUGACAAUAGAACCAAAUGAGUCGGUCACUAUUAUUCCUUUGGCUAAAACGGGACGUGAAGUUGUAGAGAUGUCUAUGAGUGUUUAUUGUGAAGUUCCGUUACAGGCUAAAAGAGUGAUGCUAUGA
Molecule: messenger RNA, 2259 nt
Organism: Trypanosoma grayi
Lineage: Eukaryota; Euglenozoa; Kinetoplastea; Trypanosomatida; Trypanosomatidae
Product: calpain-like cysteine peptidase
Exons: 1
Coding region: 1-2259 (752 amino acids)
Biological process (GO): proteolysis
Cellular component (GO): cytoplasm
Molecular function (GO): calcium-dependent cysteine-type endopeptidase activity
Source: RefSeq, a predicted model, not a curated record